UUCCCCCAUUCAAGGCACGGCAGUGGGCAGUGGGCUUCAGUUUCGGUUCCGUUAGGACCGGUGGCGUGCGUGAAGUUUAUCACUUUAUCACAUUUAUCAAAGUAAUACACGAAGAUGGCUUCGAACUGGGCCAAAAGUGCGGAAGAGCAGGAGAAGUUAGUCAAAAAGCUGACCACCACAGAUAUUACACCCCCGAACGAUUCCGAGGGCACCCCUGCUAGUGGUGGCGGGGACGAUGAGGAGAAACCGGUUUCUCCAGCUGAGAGGUCGCUGCUUCAAAAGAUCAUCCGUAAAGGUCUCGUUGAAAAUAAAAAUGACAUCGAAAUCCAAAGGAAAGACCCUACGUCUCCCUUAUACUCCGUUAAAAGCUUCGAGGCGCUUCAUUUGAAACCCAAUCUGCUGAAAGGAGUUUUUCAAAUGGGAUUUAACGCCCCAUCUAAAAUCCAGGAGUCAGCGUUGCCGUUGCUCCUUGCAGACCCGCCUCAGAACAUGAUAGCUCAGUCUCAGUCAGGAACUGGAAAAACUGCUGCAUUUGUUUUGGCAAUGCUAAGCAGGGUUGACGUCAACAAAAAUUAUACUCAGGCCUUAUGUCUGUCACCUACUUAUGAGCUUGCUAUUCAAACUGGUGAAGUAGCAGCAAAAAUGGCACAGUUUUGCCCGGAGAUUAAAAUUAGAUAUGCUGUCAGGGGCGAGGAAGUGCCCCGAGGAACCAAGUUAACAGAGCAUAUAAUAAUUGGAACACCUGGAAAAGUAGUUGACUGGGCCAUCAAAUUCAGGUUCUUUGAUCUUAGUAAAAUAUCAGUUUUUGUUUUGGAUGAGGCUGAUGUGAUGAUAGCUACCCAAGGCCAUCAAGACCAAAGCUUUAGGAUCCACAAAGCUUUGUCAAGAUCAUGUCAGAUGAUGUUCUUCUCUGCAACUUACGAGCAUGAUGUAAUGGAGUUUGCAGAAGCAAUUGUAACAAACCCUGUAGUCAUCAGAUUAAAGCGGGAAGAAGAAAGUCUUGACAACAUCAAACAGUAUUAUGUACAAUGUAAACAUCAAGAUGAAAAAUACCAAGCCAUAGCAAAUAUUUAUGGUGUUGUAACUAUAGGACAAGCUAUGAUUUUUUGUCAUACUCGCAAAACUGCUCAAUGGCUUGUGGAACGUAUGACUAAGGAUGGCCAUGCCGUUGCACUCUUGUCUGGUGACCUGACAGUUGAGCAGCGGAUAGCUGUUCUCGACCGUUUCCGUGAAGGGAAAGAAAAAGUUCUUAUCACUACGAAUGUUUUAUCCAGAGGGAUUGAUGUUGAGCAGGUCACAAUUGUUGUUAAUUUUGACCUGCCAAUUGAUCUCCAAAGACGAGCUGAUUGUGAAACCUAUCUCCACAGAAUUGGUAGAACUGGUCGGUUUGGUAAAGCUGGCCUAGCUAUUAAUUUGAUUGAUAGUCCUGAGAGCAUGGAAGUCUUAAAACAAAUUGAGCACCACUUUGGUCGUAAAAUCAAUCUUCUAGAUGCCGAUGAUGUUGAUGAAAUUGAAAAGAUAGCAGCGGACGCUUGAUGCCUGUAUGUAAAUUGUUUAUUUUUAUA
Molecule: messenger RNA, 1565 nt
Organism: Frankliniella occidentalis (western flower thrips)
Lineage: Eukaryota; Metazoa; Arthropoda; Insecta; Thysanoptera; Thripidae
Gene: Dbp80
Product: DEAD-box helicase Dbp80
Exons: 9
Coding region: 115-1536 (473 amino acids)
Biological process (GO): poly(A)+ mRNA export from nucleus
Cellular component (GO): nucleus; cytoplasmic stress granule
Molecular function (GO): RNA helicase activity; ATP binding; RNA binding
Source: RefSeq, a predicted model, not a curated record